Maudiozyma saulgeensis is the source of this 1635-nucleotide messenger RNA. Lineage: Eukaryota; Fungi; Ascomycota; Saccharomycetes; Saccharomycetales; Saccharomycetaceae. The record is from the annotation of a GenBank genome assembly.
AUGACUUUACAGAAUUUAGUAGAUAUAUCUGAUAAACUAGUAAUCAAAUCACAAGAGACUAUAUUACAAUUAGAUCUUUGGAUGAAACAGAAAAAAUGUCAAGAUGAAAUAACGGGACAAAUUUUUGAAGAUGAAUAUACUUUAUUUAUUGCACAAUUAAAUUCAUUAUUUAUUAGAUCAAAAUAUGUUAGAGAUAAAUUAAAUCAAAAAUUAGAAAAUUUUAAUAGUAAUAAUAGAGCUUCUUCAACAAUGAUUGAAAAUCCGGAUGAUUAUGUUAAACAUUUAGUCUUUGAAUAUAAAGAUAUUACAGAUAAAUUAAAUAAAUUAUCACAGCGACAAAGGAUAAUUGUUAAUACUAAUUCAUCUCCAAGUUCUCAAACAACUGAUAGUUCUAAUGAUUCAUUUCAACCAAAACCUUUGAAGAUUUAUUCAAGACAAAGAGAUAGUUUAUUAUUAGAAAUUGACCAACCAAUAUCAAAUACACAAAAAAAUAAUGGAAAAAUAUCAGACCAAUUAAUAAUACCAAAAAAUACUUUUAGGAGUUUAUCUUGUCAUAAUUCUUUACCAAGUUCUCCAAUUAAAUCAAAAAACGUUCAAUCAUUUAUUGAUACUAAUAAUCAUAAAUCAUCAUCUCAUUUUUUAAAAGAAAAAACUUUAAGAUCAACAAAAUCUUAUACUGAUGGUUUAAAUAUUACAAAAUCAGAAGAAAGAAAAAAUUCAAAACACAUUGAUAAUGAAUACCAAAGAUUAUUUAAACAAAAAAAUAGACUCUCUUUAUCAUUAGUCGGUGAAGAAGAGGAAUAUACAAGAACUAAUGAAAGUCAAGAUGCGGAUAUAGAUUACGAUAGUGAUGAUUACAAUGAAUAUAGUAAUUAUGAUUCUGACCAAAACACUAUUAUGCAAUGUAAUAGUCCUAUCAUCAAUACUAAUUCAAAACAACAAUUAGAGCCUCUAAGACGUUAUAAUUCUCAUGAGAGUAUAUUAUCUACAAGAAAUUCAAUCCUAUUGGAGAAAAAAUCAAAGCCAUUAAAAUUUUCAAUGUUCUCUACAAGUUAUAAUAAUCCAACUACAGCUAUUUCUGGAAGUGUACAAAUUAAUUCUAAUCCUAUUUUUGCUAGAACAUCAAUUCGUACAUCGACUACUGCACAUUCUCAACCAGUUACUCAAAGGAUACGAUCAACAGAUUUAUUACACUCAGUUAUGAAAGAUAUGAACACACAAAUUAGAACAGCAACCAAUGAUGAACCUCAAAAGCCAACUAAAUCAUCAUUUUUCGAUAGUUGGAACGUUUUCAAUAGGUACCCACUUUCUUUAACAUCAGAAGUAGGUAAGGAUGAUCUCAAUAACGUUAUUCCUUCUAAUAUAACUAGAAAGAGCAAUAUUCAAACAUUUAGAAAGCAAGUAUCAAAUGAUACUAUUGUAAUAUCAACAGUCAUUUCGACAACUCCAAAUCAAAAGCAACUGAACCACAGAAAUCCAUUUAGUAAUAAUGCAUAUUGUGAUUCUAAUCACAGGAAACAUAAAGAUACAACGCAAUGUUUAUCUACGAAUUUCAGUGAAUAUACUUUAGAAAGUCAUAAAAAUGUUAAAUUUUCAGAUUUACAUGAAGCUUUGGAUACUGAAUUAAUCUUGUAA